Molecule: messenger RNA, 1982 nt
Organism: Durio zibethinus
Lineage: Eukaryota; Viridiplantae; Streptophyta; Magnoliopsida; Malvales; Malvaceae
Source: RefSeq, a predicted model, not a curated record
GAGAAACCGGUAAAGCAUGGCUUCUAAACCAGGAAUUCUCACGGACUGGCCGUGGACGCCGCUCGGAAGCUUUAAGUACAUAAUCCUGGUUCCCUGGAUUGUGGAGAGCAUAUACUCGUUUAGAGUUAAGGAUGAAAAGGAGAGGGACUUUACCAACCUUUAUAUAUUCCCACUUAUGUUAUGGAGAAUGCUUCACAGCCAGCUAUGGAUUAGCCUUUCUCGUUAUCGAACUGCCAAAGGCAGCAACAGGAUUGUGGACAAGGGUAUUGAAUUUGACCAAGUCGACAGGGAAAGGAACUGGUCAGUAACAAAAUUAAUAAAAUCUAAGAGUACAGGACAUAAGAUCAUGUCUACAUAUGAUAUUCUGUUUUGUUUUGGCAGGGAUGAUCAAAUAUUGUUCAAUGCAAUCCUGUUUUACUUGGGGAACAAAUAUAUUCCUGGAGCUUCUCACUUACCCUUUUGGAAAAUGGAUGGCUUGAUUAUAACUAUGUUGCUCCAUGCGGGCCCUGUGGAGUUCCUUUACUACUGGCUUCAUAGAGCACUGCACCACCAUUACCUUUACUCUCGCUACCAUUCUCAUCACCAUUCCUCCAUUGUCACUGAGCCUAUUACUUCGGUGAUUCAUCCAUUUGCAGAGCACAUAGCAUACUUCGCCCUGUUUGCAAUACCAUUGUUGACAAUCGUGGUAAGUGGAGAUGGGUCCAUCGUUGCCUUAGCUGCCUACAUCACUUACGUGGACUUGAUGAACAACAUGGGCCACUGCAAUUUCGAGCUCAUUCCCAGGCGCCUUUUCUUCAUUUUCCCCCCUCUCAAGUACCUCAUGUACACUCCAUCGUUUCACUCGCUGCACCACACACAGUUCAGAACCAACUACUCGCUAUUUAUGCCAAUUUAUGAUUACAUCUAUGGAACAAUGGACAAAUCUUCUGAUAAUUUGUAUGAAAAUUCACUCAAAAGAAAAGAGGAAUCACCCAACGUGGUGCAUCUAACGCACCUAACCACACCUGAGUCAAUCUAUCAUCUCCGCCUUGGAUUUGCCUCCUUGGCCUCCAAACCAUACUCCUCGACUUGCUACUUCUGGCUGUUGUGGCCUGUUACGCUGUGGUCCAUGAUGCUUACUUGGAUUUAUGGGCGCACUUUUCUUGUUGAAAGGAAUCGAUUUGAUAAAAUCAGACUACAGACCUGGGCCAUACCCAAGUACAAAAUACAGUACCGCUUGAAAUGGCAACAAGAAUCCAUCAAUAACUUGAUUGAGGAGGCCAUAUUAGAGGCAGAGGAAAAAGGUGCUAGAGUGUUGAGUCUAGGCCUCAUGAAUCAGGGUGAAGAGCUCAACAGGCACGGUUGGCUGUAUGUGCAAAAGCAUCCCCAGCUUAAAGUGAAGUUGGUUGAUGGGAGUAGCUUGGCAGUGCCAGUUCUGCUGAAUAGCAUACCAAAGGGAACAACCCAAGUACUCCUUAGAGGAAACCUAACUAAAGUUGCUUAUGCUAUUGCCUCUGCCCUCUGCCAGAAGGGCAUCCAGAUCGCUGUAUUUCAUGAGGAAGAAUAUGAGAAGCUUAAUAAAUCAUUUGGCACAAAGUCUGAAGACAAAUUAGUUAUGUCAAAGAGUUACUCUUACAAGACAUGGUUAGUGGGAGAUGAAUUGACUGAAGCAGAACAAAGGAAGGCAAGUAAAGGAACACUAUUUAUUCCCUUUUCGCAAUUCCCACCAAAAAAAUUGCGGAAAGACUGCUUCUAUCACACCACACCAGCAAUGCAGACUCCGAUGGCCCUUGAGAAUGUUGAUUCUUGUGAGAACUGGCUGCCACGGAGGGUGAUGAGCGUUUGGCGCAUUGCUGGGUUAGUGCAUGCACUGGAAGGCUGGGAGGAGCAUGAAUGUGGUUACACCAUGUCAAACAUUGAGAAAGUUUGGGAAGCAAGUCUCAAGCAUGGAUUUCAGCCUCUGAGGGUCCCAACUCAAUCAAAAUCCUAAAUAUUGGCAGACA